AUGGGUCACAUGGAAGAAGUAGCAGAAGAUGAGGAACCCGUAUACUAUUUACCGCAUCACGCUGUGCUGAAGCCGGAUAGCACGACGACAAAGCUUCGUGUCGUGUUCGACGCUUCGUGCCGCACGUCGUCUGGCGUAUCGUUGAACGAUGGGCUGAUGGUAGGACCCGUCGUCCAAGACGACCUUCACUCCAUCGCGUUGCGUUUCCGAUUUUGGAGGUACGCAAUAGUGGCAGACGUGGCGAAAAUGUAUAGAAUGGUGAAGGUUUGCCCAGCUGACCACCUACUGCAGUGCAUUCUCUGGAGACCGUCUUCCGAUGAUCCCGUUAAGGCGUAUAAACUGACCACGGUUACCUACGGAACCAGCUCUGCGCCAUACCUGUCAACGAAGUGCCUUCAACGACUGGGAACUGAGGGUGCAGCAACCCAUCCAGCUGCUGCAAAAACGGUCAAGAAGGACUUCUACGUGGAUUAUGCGUUGAGCGGAACAGACGAUUUGGAGGAAGGCAGAUCUCUAGUGUCGGAUUUGAUUGAUCUAACCAAUUCAGCAGGCUUUAUCUUGCGGAAGUGGAGUUCCAACAGCGCUGAAUUGCUUUCCAACGUUCCAAUCGAGUUUCGGGAAGAACGAAUUUCAUUUGAACUGGAUUCGUCAACCUCCGCCGUGAAAACUCUUGGUCUGAUAUGGGAACCAGCUGCAGAUAUUUUUCGUUUCGCCGUACCCCAACUAGAAUCGAAUGCUCCUAUCACCAAGAGAACCGUUUUGUCGGAAUCCGCCAAGAUUUUCGAUCCAUUAGGGAUAAUCGGUCCGGUAGUUGUGCAGGCAAAAAUAUUCCUACAAACACUGUGGAAGCAGAAAUGCGACUGGGACGACCUGCUGCCGGAAGAGCUACAGAAUGCAUGGAUUGAGUUUCGGAGAAAUCUGCUGGCCUUGGACACUCUUUCUGUGCCACGCUGGGUUUCAUUUACGAAGGAUUUAGUAACGGUAGAACUGCAUGGAUUUGCUGAUGCUUCCAACGCUGCCUAUGGAGCCUGCCUCUAUUUGCGAUGCAUCACGGUUGACGGUACAAUAACCGUCAGGCUCAUCACUGCCAAGUCAAGGGUCGCACCACUGGAAGAUUUGAAGCGGAAGAAGAAGGUCCUUUCGACGCCACGUCUAGAACUUUCCGCAGCGCUUUUGUUAAGUCAUUUGUAUGAAAAGGUAUGUAGCAGUGUUCAGAUUCCGUUUCAACCGUUCUUCUGGACCGAUUCCACAAUCGUGAAGUACUGGCUAGCGUCUCCACCUUCCCGCUGGCAGAUUUUCGUGGCAAAUCGAGUAUCGGAGAUCCAGCACAUAACCAGCAACGGCGUAUGGAACCAUGUAGCCGGAGCGGACAAUCCGGCGGACCUUCCCACCGUGGCAUGA
Messenger RNA from Aedes albopictus (Asian tiger mosquito), 1401 nucleotides. RefSeq lists its product as uncharacterized. The record is from RefSeq and is a predicted model, not a curated record. NCBI's taxonomy places the organism in Eukaryota, Metazoa, Arthropoda, Insecta, Diptera, Culicidae. The transcript has a single exon. The coding region runs from base 1 to 1401 and encodes 466 amino acids.